AUGCACUCCCGGUACCUUGUCUCUGGUCUUCCCAGGGUUCUCCCUCCUCUCCCACCCUCGCCUGCUCCUCCCAGUCUUCCCUGUGUCGACGGGCGGCAGCGCGCCACUCCUCACUCCUCCUCGUUCCCUCCCACAGAGGCUCCCCUGCAGACUCUCCACCUGGACGUGUGGGGCCCAGCCCGCGUCCGUGGACAGGGCCACGAGCAGUACUUCCUGCUGGUCGUCGACGACUACACGCGCUACACCACAGUCUUCCCCUUGCGCACCAAGGGUGAGGUCCCUGAUGUUUUGAUCCCUUGGAUCCGCGCUGCUCGUCUCCAACUCCGCGAGCGGUUCCAGUCGGACUUUCCCGUCCUGCGUCUGCACUCUGACAGGGAUUGUGAGUUUUCCUCCGACCUCUUGGCAGCCUACUGUGCGGAGCAUGGCAUCCGCCAGACGUUCACACUUCCGGCCUCUCCACAGCAGAAUGGGGUUGCUGAGCGCCGCAUUGGCUUAGUCAUGGAGGUCGCUCGUACCUCCAUGAUCCAUGCGGAUGCCCCCCAUUUCCUGUGGCCGUUUGCAGUGCAGUACGCUGUGCAUCAGCUCAACCUCUGGCCUCGUGUCUCUGCUCCGGAGACCUCGCCCACACUGCAUUGGACGGGGGAGGUUGGCGAUGCGUCGGUGUUCCGAGUCUGGGGAUGUCGAGCCUUUGUCCGCGAUACGUCCGCGGACAAGCUCUCCCCCCGUACCGUAGACCCGGUCGAGCCUGUCGAGGUAGCAGUCGACUCUGGUCCUGCGAUGGGUACUGCGUCUGGGGGUGCUGAGACUGGGGGCUAG
Molecule: messenger RNA, 816 nt
Organism: Closterium sp. Naga37s-1
Lineage: Eukaryota; Viridiplantae; Streptophyta; Zygnematophyceae; Desmidiales; Closteriaceae
Source: the annotation of a GenBank genome assembly